AUGGAGCUCGGAGGAGCAAGCACUCUGCUCUUGGCAGUCUGUGUUACAGCUCUCAUAUUCCUCAUGACGUGGAUUAGCAGCAACAAGAGGAAGAAUAUGCCUCCUGGACCUGCUCCUCUUCCUUUUGUUGGAAACAUUCUACAAGUGAACAUGAAAGAGCUGCCAAAGUCGCUUCUAAAGCUUGCCAAGGUUCAUGGAGACAUAUUUACUGUUCAACUGGGGACCAGGACAGUCGUCCUCCUACAUGGCUAUGAUACUGUGAAAGAGGCUCUAGUGGACAAUGCCGAUGUUUUCAGUAACAGAGGGAGUGCAGCCACUGUAAAAAUGCUGUUUAAUGACUAUGGAAUUAUAUUUAGCAAUGGGGAGCGCUGGAAAGUGAUGCGUCGUUUCUCUUUGGCCACCCUGAAGAACUUUAGUAUGGGGAAGAGAAGUAUAGAGGAGAGGAUCCUGGAAGAGUCUCAGCACCUAAUGGAGGAGUUUAGGAAAACAGAGGGUUCACCUUGUGAUCCCACUUACCCCUUGACAUUGGCAGUGUCCAACACAAUCUGUUCCAUUGUCUUUGGUGAACAUUUUGACUAUUCAAAUCAGACUUUUCUCGGACUUCUUGAAGCAAUAAAAGAAAUAUUUACACUAGCAAGAUCGAGAUCUUUACAGUUGUUCAAUAAUUUCCCAAGGUUGUUCCGUCAUCUCUCUGGACCACAGAAACUUUUACAAAAAGUGGAUAAGGUCAAAGCCUUUGUUAAGGAUAAAGUCAAUGAACAUGAAAAGACUUUGGACAAAGACUGUCCCAGGGAUUUUAUAGAUUGCUUUCUUCUAAAGAUGGAGGAGGAGAAAGAUGAUCCUAAUACGGAAUUCCACUUUGAGAACCUAUUUGUUUCUGUGAUUAAUCUUUUCGUUGCUGGGACAGAAACUACAAGCACCACUUUAAAACGAAGUUUAACAAUUUUGACCAAGUACCAGGAUGUAUUAGCAAAGGUCCAGGAGGAAAUUGACAAUGUAAUUGGUCGGGACCGCUGUCCCUCUAUAGAAGAUCGGAACAGGAUGUCAUAUAUGGAAGCGGUCAUUCAUGAGAUACAGAGAGUUUCAGACAUUGCGCCCUUGGGAAUUGCCCAUGCAACAGCUCAAACUACCAUCUUUAGAGGCUACACCAUCCCAAAGGUAGGCAGAAUUCUUCAACUUUAUAACAUUCUCUCUCUUUCUAUAAUCUCGGUAAUCCAUCUCAUAGAAAUGUUUGGGUACUUGCAUAAUAUAGCACAGACAAAAAUUUUAAAAAACAAAACGAAAAAAACAUCCUCUUAA
Messenger RNA from Staurois parvus, 1299 nucleotides. The record is from the annotation of a GenBank genome assembly. Lineage: Eukaryota; Metazoa; Chordata; Amphibia; Anura; Ranidae.